CACAAAGCGAAACCACUGUUUACAAAAACAAAGUUGAUGACAGCGACUAAAAUCACCGACAGAUCGCUGCUUACCGUUUGCUCGACAGAGCAAGACUGAGUAUGAAUGGAUGUGUUAAGCCUGUGACCUUAUAAGAGAGGUCAUAAGAGACGGUCAUGAUGGCGGAGGAGGCUGGUAAGCUUCCACUCCGGCGCCUGGAGCCCCCCAUUCUGAAAUUCAUUAAAGUGGCCAUCCCCACUGACCUGGAGAGACUGCACCAGCACCAACACAACAUAGAAAAGUUUCAGAGAAGCAGACAAUGGGACAAACUGCACCAAGAACACAUCAACUCAAGCCGCACUGUCCAGCAGUUGCGAUCUAACCUGCGGGAGAUGGAGAAAUUGUGUGGGCGGGUCCGCAGCGCUGAUGCCGAAGCUCUGGAGACACUUGUUCAGCCAAUCAGAGAUCGAGCCUCCACUGCCAUUCAAGAGUUCCUACAGAUGCAUGCGGAUGCUGUCAAUAGGUCUUCCUUUCACGAAACUAUCGGCACAGACUUUCACGAAACUAUCAGCACUGACUCGGAUAAAUUGCACAGUUAUGGUGAAACAGGUGUCCCCGGUUCCUCUGUCACUCAAACACAGCUACUCCUGCCUGAAAUCCCUUCGGAACAGAACGCCGCUGAGUCCUGGGAUACUUUAGCUGAGGACCUGCUGGAAUUGGAUGGUUUAGUGCAAGAGUUCUCCACUAUUGUUCACGCUCAGCAGGAGAAGAUUGACAGCAUUGAGGCGAAUGUUAGCAUAGCAGCUGCUAAUGUGGAGGAGGGGACCCAGAGCCUAGGGAAGGCGGCCCGUUUGAAGCUGGCGGUUUUGCCCGUGGCGGGUGCGGUGGUGGGGGGAGUGCUAGGGGGCCCGCUGGGACUCUUAGCAGGAUUUAAAGUGGCGGGGGUCGCCGCUGCAGUGGGGGGUGGACUGCUUGGUUUCGCCGGGGGCAACAUUAUCCAACGAAAGAGGAAAGAAAAAAUCGACCUGCAGCUACAACAACUUAAGAGCAACAACAACAGUAAGAACGACACUCAGUGACACACUCAAGCACAUUUGUUUUUGUUGAGGAGGCCACGAGACGUCUGAGUUGCCGACCCACGCUCGUUCUGAAAUAACAUCCAGACGCUCAACGAACAUACAUAAUAACCACAACUGUAGAAUAACUCCUACAUGCAGUGCAAAACCUGCACAUGAGAUGUGCUACACAAAGUGGACCUGCUAAUUUUCCGUUUGCCUUAAUUCAUCAUUCAUGUCUAUGCCAAAGCAAAUAAGGCCUUCAUCUGAUCUUCUGCCAAACAGCUGAUUGACCUUUGUAGCAGUCAUGUGACUGUAGGUG
Messenger RNA from Rhinichthys klamathensis goyatoka, 1356 nucleotides. It is a transcript of the gene stx17, whose product is annotated as syntaxin 17. Bases 156 to 1058 code for a protein of 300 amino acids. Gene Ontology annotation, cellular component: SNARE complex; endomembrane system; plasma membrane. The record is from RefSeq and is a predicted model, not a curated record. Gene Ontology annotation, biological process: intracellular protein transport; vesicle fusion; exocytosis. The transcript is spliced from 8 exons. Gene Ontology annotation, molecular function: SNAP receptor activity; SNARE binding. NCBI's taxonomy places the organism in Eukaryota, Metazoa, Chordata, Actinopteri, Cypriniformes, Leuciscidae.